AUGGCAUCACGCCCAACUCUUCUGGACCUGCGGUCCGAUUCGCAGUAUUCCAACCUUUCCAACAUUUCCAAGCCUUUGCGCUCCCCUCGCCACCAUGUCGCCGGCGAGGCACCCCCCGAACUCUCCCCUUUGGAUGCUUUUGCCUUGCAGAGCCGAUUACUUGCUAGACAGCUGCAAGAAAGCGCCAAGGAGGGCAACCGGAUGAGCCGACUCCCACCUCUGACCGUAGAAAGCCCUCUGGUCGUCCAAGGCCGCUCCGAAUACUUUCGCUCCAUGUCCCAGGACUCUGCCUCCGAGAGUGGUGAUUCCCCUGGCCCUAGUGCUUCCGGCCUUGGGCUAAGGACAGAGCUGGAGGACGCUUUCGCCGAUGAGUCUGAUCGUCCCAAGUCUAUGCAUCCUCGAAUGAGCCGGAUACCUCCCACGCCCGAUGAGAACGUCCCCGCGAUUCCUCCUCGUGAUCCUUCUCGAGGCCGCAAGCUGUCGCAGAUCGCCGAACCAGACCCGUUCUUUGGCGAUGCCCGAAGAGAAAGAUCUCCCUCGCCAUUGCAAAGCGAGACUCAGUCUCACCAAGAUCGACAGGCCGAAACCUCUCCCUCCCGAAAAGAAGACUCUCUUUUUCUGCCCUCGCAGCAACCCAAUGGCUCUAUCAGUGGCUCCCCUGAGAGAUACAAGCAACACUCAUUUGACGAGCUGGGUUUGGCCCCUCCUCGUGCUCUAUUUCCCAGGAGAUCCUCGAGCAUCAUGUCCUCGCCGCUGUUGCCAACCGACGAGGAAGGUUCCGGCAACAUGUCUGGCUCAUUCCAUUCCCUCCCACCUCGAAAGCUCUCUUCUGGAAGUGCCGCGUUUAUCAACCCAAUGAUGUCGCCGGCCCUUGGGUCUUUCCGGAGAUCGCCUUCUGUGGGCUCGGACUCCUCCGCUCUACCUCGGCCGUCGUUUAACUUCUCGCGCCCGAUGAGUAGAUCUGGAACUCCUGCCAUGGAUUCUCCUUCCAGACAGGCGUCCUCUGAUAGCCAGCCGUCCUUCAUUUUAGCUGACGAUGCUGCUUACACACCCGUGAGCAUGCAUAGUGAGGCCUUUCUAGACUCACAAACUGAUGACAAGGGAGCACCCUCGUACAUAUACUCGAAGUUCUCUUUGCCCAGAGGAAAGACGCUUCAACGAUCGGAGGACGACGAGCAGCUAGAACAACAUGAGCAUCCCAUGCAACCGAUGCAGGCGACGCACCCACAAGCAUCCUUUCAUUGGGAGCAGCCGAUGAUUCCUCCAAGCAACGUUCAGCGUAUCAAUACUAAUAUUCCCCCAUCGCCACCCCACCGGCCAUCCAGCUCAUCUUCAAAGACAGUCCCUGACGAUGCCCUUAUUCCCCUCAGCCCGCUACCGAGACCAUCCACGGAGCUCAGGAAAGUGCACUCUGAGAACUCGCCUUCAGUGCCUUCAUUAGAACCGUCACCCAGCCUGGGCAUAGGACGCGCAUCUGAGGAUUCCCCCAGAGGCCGGGGCAGAAUGCCAGUGUCCACCAACACAAGUGACACGGCCAGCACUAUACGACCCCCGCCCACGCCUCGCUCAGUGGCGCCAACCGCCUCUGAGAUGUCUGCUGAGGAACAUUUGGCCAAGGGAAUAGAGUGCCAUGAGAACGGCUCACUAAAAGAGUCUACGUAUCAUCUUCGGUAUGCUGCUAGGCUGAACGACCCCACUGCAAUGCUCCUGUAUGCGCUUGCGUGCCGCCACGGGUGGGGCAUGCGUGCAAACCAGAAGGAGGGAGUUGAGUGGCUCAGGAAAGCCGCAGAAUACGCCAGUGUCGAAAUCGCAGAUGGCGAGGAUCAGGUCAAGGAGGGCAAGCAUGUUGAUGUUGUUGAAAGAAGGACGAGGAAAGCUCAGUUCGCCCUGAGCAUCUAUGAGCUUGGCGUGAGCCAUAUGAAUGGAUGGGGUAUCGAUCAAGACAAAUCACUGGCCUUGCGAUGCUUCGAGAUCGCCGGUAAUUGGGGCGAUGUGGAUGCUCUAGCUGAGGCCGGGUUCUGCUAUGCACAGGGCAUUGGAUGUAAGAAGAACCUGAAGAACAGCGCCAAGUUCUACCGAAUGGCCGAGGCGAAAGGAAUGAGCAUGGUUGGUAACAGCUGGAUCCACAAAGCCAAGUACAACGAGGACGACACAGAUGCAGCCAAGAAGGACAAGAAGAAGGCUCGGAGCAAGUCCCGAACCAGAACCAUGUUUGGCCGGAAGUAA
Molecule: messenger RNA, 2226 nt
Organism: Ilyonectria robusta
Lineage: Eukaryota; Fungi; Ascomycota; Sordariomycetes; Hypocreales; Nectriaceae
Exons: 3
Coding region: 1-2226 (741 amino acids)
Molecular function (GO): protein binding
Source: RefSeq, a predicted model, not a curated record